AUGUCACCAUCAACAAGAACACUCACCCUGCUGACCCGCAACCUUGUCGCCCGACCCCUAACCACCAGCCGGCCCGCCAUGCGUCCGACCCCAACAACCCGCACAAUCGCCCGCGCCUCGUCCACCUUCAACCCCGGCCCGUCCCCACCGCGUCUGCCCGCCGAGCAGCAAGCCGAAUUCGAGCGGCUGCAGCGCGAAGCCUCGGUCGCCGACUUCUCUUCCACCACUCCCGCCGUGUCCGAAGCGCCGCGGCCUGUCCAGGUCGAGGACGCCGCGACCAACAACGGCGCGGCGGCUGCGACCUCGGGCGGCAUACGCAAGGGCGCGCCGCCCGAGUUCGAGGGCGAAGUCAACCCCAAGACCGGCGAGGUCGGCGGCCCCAAGAACGAGCCGCUGAGGUGGGGCGCCGCUGGGGAUUACAGCUUCAAUGGGCGCGUUACGGACUUUUGA
Pyricularia grisea is the source of this 450-nucleotide messenger RNA. RefSeq lists its product as uncharacterized. Bases 1 to 450 code for a protein of 149 amino acids. The transcript has a single exon. Gene Ontology annotation, biological process: mitochondrial respiratory chain complex II assembly. The record is from RefSeq and is a predicted model, not a curated record. NCBI's taxonomy places the organism in Eukaryota, Fungi, Ascomycota, Sordariomycetes, Magnaporthales, Pyriculariaceae. Gene Ontology annotation, cellular component: mitochondrion.